CCUGGGAGCUAAACACUCAGGAACAAACAAAACAAAUAAUUAUUAACAAUGCAAGUGGCCAGUCAACCCAUUCAGUACGGAAAUCUGGGAGGACAGCAAGCGGAGCUGCUCCCCAUGGGGCCAUUCGGAUCGUAUGGCUCUGGCGAUCCCGAGGGUCAGCCGAAGAACAUUGGAUUCAACGAUGACAGCAUCCGACGUGGAUUCAUACGCAAGGUUUACCUCAUACUGAUGGCCCAACUGGUGGCCACCUUCGGAGCCGUCUCGAUCUUUGUGUUCAACGAUAACGUCAAGAUGUACGCCCUGCUGAAUGGAUGGGUGUUCUGGUUGGCGCUGCUGCUGAUGGUGGCCACGCUGCUGGGGCUGGUGUGCAGCGAGAGUCUGCGCCGCCAGACGCCGCAGAACUUCAUCUUCCUGGGCGGCUUCACCGUGGCUCAGUCCCUGCUGCUGGGCGUAUCGGCCUGUCGCUUUGCUCCCGCAGAGGUCCUGAUGGCUGUGGGCAUCACGGCUGCUGUCUGCCUGGCCCUCACAUUGUUCGCCAUGCAGACAAAGUACGACUUCACCAUGAUGGGUGGCCUGCUCAUCACACUGCUGGUGAUUCUCUUGAUCUUUGGCCUUGUGGCUGCGUUUGUGGGUGGCAGCACGCUCAUCACCCUCAUCUACGCCUCGGCCAGCGCCUUGCUGUUCUCCAUGUACCUGAUCUACGACACACAACUGAUGAUGGGUGGCCGCCACCGUUACUCCAUCAGUCCCGAGGAGUAUAUCUUUGCUGCCCUGAAUCUAUACCUGGACAUAAUCAACAUCUUCAUGGACAUUCUGGCCAUAAUUGGAGGCUCAGACAACUGACAGAAACAAUCAUCCAUUAACUGUAAACUGUUUAAAUAUGCUGCCAGCUUUUGGGUUUCAUAU
Drosophila subobscura is the source of this 906-nucleotide messenger RNA. RefSeq names its product protein lifeguard 1 (gene Recs1). The transcript has a single exon. The record is from RefSeq and is a predicted model, not a curated record. Gene Ontology annotation, cellular component: membrane. The coding region runs from base 49 to 843 and encodes 264 amino acids. Lineage: Eukaryota; Metazoa; Arthropoda; Insecta; Diptera; Drosophilidae.